Molecule: messenger RNA, 1254 nt
Organism: Durusdinium trenchii
Lineage: Eukaryota; Dinophyceae; Suessiales; Symbiodiniaceae
Source: the annotation of a GenBank genome assembly
AUGCCAGCCCGAAGAAGAGCUUCCGCGGUCUGGGGCUUCAGCCUCCUGAUUGCAGUGCUCCUUGCCGGCCGCCAGCAGGCUUUCCUAGCAACACAGCGAGGGAGAUCGCUGGCGCUGCGUGCAGCCGCAGAUGAAGGAGUUCCGUCCGACGAGCCCCGCCGUCGUGACCCGAUGUCCGGCGGGAUCCAAGAUGGGAUGCGCAGCAAGCUGAUGGAGGAGGCCAAAUCUCUUGGUGAUGAGGAGACUCCAAUCUCUGCCGGUUUUGGCAAUCCGUAUUUACUGGCCAUCAUCGUGAUCCUCAUCCUGGGCGUCGCAUCGUACUUCCAAUUGGGCUUAGACAAGGUGGCGUCUGUGAAAUCGACUGACGCGGGCGACAAGGACUGCGAAGCUGAACGUUGGUCGGAUGAAGCAGGUCGGAGACGGAACCUGUUCAAUGCCGAAUGGAUGGCAGGGCGAGAGGAGCAAUGUGAGAGCGGGCGUUUGCAAGAGGAGUGCGCAGUUUGGGGGCGCUUCGUGCUAACGCGUGGCACGUUGACUGCGGCGUGCUGCCAAAGCUCUGGGAUGGCAGGGGCGCACUGCGCAGCAGAGCGUGCUGGUCAUGCAGGUCAUAUUGGGUUGCCGGAGUUGGACAUCGUCAGUGGCAGCGAAGUGGAGAAAUUGAAGACGACACCUCCAGGAGGCAUGGCCGCACAAGAGAAGGAUGGGCAGAGCCGGCUCAAAAAGCUGCAAAAGGUCAUCAAGGAUGCAUUUAGUUGUUUCGAUAAGCAGCAGAAGUGGUUGAUCGAGCAGGAUGAGGUGGGUGUCGUGAUGCGAUACCUUGGUCAGUUUCCCAGCGAGUCCGACCUGAAGGAGACGAUCAUCCCUGAACUUCUGGAAGAGGAUCCAUCGAAAGAUGGAAUGAUUUCCUUCGAAGCCUUUGAACGACUGAUGCUGAGGUGUUUGAGUGAUCACACCUACGAUCCCGACGACUCCGAGACGCUCUUGGCCGCCUUCCGGGUGCUAGAUCCACAAGGCCAUGGCUACAUUGACUCCAACUUGAUGCACGAGUGGUUGUCCACGAAGGGAGGUAAGGCCAGUGACUUCUUCAAAGAAAGAGAAACUUCCGAUUUCUUGGAGUAUGCGAAAGACAAGGAUAGCUCUGAUUCAAGUCGCAUCUACUACGAGGACUAUGUGGCCAAGCUCAAUGCGGACAUUGAAAAGCACCUGGAAAAUCUCUACCAGGCGGCUCGAGGAACCGGAGCCCGAGCUCAGUGA